This is a messenger RNA of Anopheles coustani, 2475 nucleotides long. It is a transcript of the gene Naa35, whose product is annotated as N-alpha-acetyltransferase 35, NatC auxiliary subunit. Bases 80 to 2320 code for a protein of 746 amino acids. NCBI's taxonomy places the organism in Eukaryota, Metazoa, Arthropoda, Insecta, Diptera, Culicidae. Gene Ontology annotation, biological process: N-terminal peptidyl-methionine acetylation. The record is from RefSeq and is a predicted model, not a curated record. The transcript is spliced from 11 exons. Gene Ontology annotation, cellular component: NatC complex.
ACAAAUAUUAGAAAGUAUCGUCUUGCAAAUUCUCUUGCAUUGUCUCGCAGCAGGAUUUUUGCAAGCAUUGAAAAGCGCCAUGCAGCAGACCGGGGUCGAAAUUCAAGAUUUAACUGUCACCAGCAGUGAUGGUACCAAUCCACAAGCAACUCCUGCAGGCGAAGAAGGAAGCAAUCCGGGAGCAACAGUACCAAUCGAUGAAUGGACGGACAUCACGACCGAUUUUUUCGAUUGUGUAAAAGAUCUAAAGCUCGGAGAACUUGUGCAUGACUCGCUGUUCGGGUUGCUCGAGGCAAUGUCCGCUAUCGAAAUGAUGGACCCGAAAAUGGAUGCCGGAAUGUGCUGCAACAGGGAAGCCACACCGUUAACAUUUGAUACUGCAGUCGAGACGGGUCAGCUUAAGUUGGUCAACUUGGAGCCAAAGGAAUGCAUUGGCAUCAUCGAUGCAGUUUACUCGUGUACCGUUUCAUGGCUGGAGGGACACUCGAUGGCACAAACCGUACUCACCUGCCUCUAUCUUCAUAAACCGAACCGCGUCGAGUGUAAAACGAUGAAAUCGUUUUCCAUUGCAAUACAGAAGAUUAUUAACUUGAUAAGAAAUUUCAUCUUCAGGGCUCAUGUUUUCGAAGAGGAAGACUUCCAACUUGGCACAUUCGACAACAACCUGUGCUCAGAAAUAACGGAGGCUAAAGCAUUGAAUAUGUUGAAAACUGCAGAGGACGAUCUGAUCAAAAAGGCUAAGGAUGUUGAAGACGAGACGGAAAAAGAUGCAAUACAAGCAUUGCUGACAAGAAUGCGUUUUACCAGGCUGUUUCUGCAAUGUUUGGUCUCGCUUUACCCAGUGAAACAAAGUACGACAUGGCAGCUAGGGCAAGAAAUAACGGUGCAAAGCGUUUCACCGACGAAAAAUGAGAUGGUCGACAUUGUGAAAUCGUUGAACGGUGCAUUGGAGCUGGCACAGACCAUGGAGAAGACAAUCGAUCUCGGCACGCAACCGGAGGAAGGAUCCGACGCACCGAAUCCGAUGGGCUUUUCCAUGAUGGUGAACCAACGGUUGCUUCCUCCGACCUUUCCCAGGAGCACCAAAAUCAAGGACCGCAAAUCGAGCAUCCAGUAUCUGGUAGAAUUGAUACAGCGCAUAAAGCAUGCCUGCAAAAUAGUGAACUGUACCAACUUUCACGCCGCUUUGAAUUUUCUUAUGGAUUUCAGCAAAAAGUUCGGACCAUGUCUACUGUCUCGGAGCAUCCCGCAAACCUUGUAUCUGCCUGCCCGUGGCAAGGUGUUCGGGGUGAAACCGCUGACGGAGGUGCUCAAAGAGUCUGCCAGGGCGUUCAUUGCCCCUCCCGUUCUGCUUCCCGAUAAUCCACUGUUUAACCAUGUGGGCGCCGUAAUGUGCGUCAAUUCGUUUUUCGAGUACAACGAACCGACGUUUAGUACACUGUUUGCAAUCUGCGGAUACAAUCGCGCCCGGCAACGGGACCGGCUGGGCAUGAUAAUGUCAAGCUUCGCACACCUGCAGGACGAAGCGGAACGGGUCGACGUUUACCUGCACUCGCUGUCGCUGAAGAAUGAAAACUCGCGUCAGCAUCUGGCGUGCUUCGGCACGUGGGUGUUCUACCAUUGUCUGCGGGCGAUGUCCUUCUACCUGCUGGCGGGGUUAGAGCUGGAGCUUUACAGUGUGCACGAGUAUUUGUACAUUUUCUGGUACCUCUACCAGUAUCUGUUCUGCUGGAUCGGGUCCGCCCUGACGCGGGCCGAAACGUUCCUGGCCGAGCAGGAGUACAUGGCCGACAUGAAGGCGGCGGCAACGAAGGGUGCCAAUCAGAAGAAACCGAAGGCGAAGAAACGGAAGAGCAAGUCCGACGCAAAGGAGAUCAUCUUCAAUCACGCCAUUCAAACGUUGUGCGGCGGGUACUACAAGGCGCUGGCCGGGUUCAUUAAGGAGGAUAGAAUCCCGGAACCGCUGCCAACGUUUGAUAACGAGCAGGUUCGCUUCGAGCAUCGUUUUGCCCCGUUUGCCACGCUCGCGACGCCACCGCCGAUGCCGUACUCCGAGUUUAAGCAGAUGAAAAUUUUCCUGCUACAAUCGCCCGCGACGGAGCUGUAUGCGGCCGCUGCCAAGCACUUCCACGAGGCUCGGACGCUGCUGGAAACGUUCCCCAAUCCGGACGACGAUUGGUCCGAAGUCGUGAAGGUGGCCAAAAUGAAUUUCGUCAUGAUGAAUCUGCUCGCCAGCGGGCACAGCAGGCAGUCGAAAUUGCCGCCCGAGUUCGAUUUCUCCUGCCAUCGGUACUUUCCGAUCAUUAAGCAAAGGAAAUAGCAUCGCGCAGAAACGAACCCGCAUGAACCUGCGGUCAAAGCCGUGGGUACGGUCGCGCUCCGUACCAUUCCACUGGUCGUCGGGGAAUGCUGUCGCUAAUUUAUUCUAGCUGGAAGUUGUAUAUUGUACCAUGAAUAAAUAUUUUGUGUGCAGAA